GUUUUUUUCGCUUGGGAAGGGCGUCAUUGGUGGGCUGGGAAGCACGAGAAAGACCAGAAAUUGGAAACUGUCCAACAUGAAGUCUUGGGUGAAGGCCCACAAGAAUCUUUGGCCACAUGAGGCGGUGCCUGAGAAGAGUCCAAAAGUCGUGAGGGACAUUGCCUUCAAACUGUUAGCUCAAGCUGCAGUAUUUCUGGAACUUUGGCUUAUCAAUCAGGGAACAGAUCAGGACACUGAAUUCGACGAGCUAACCGAGUUGGACGGGGGCAAGAAGAAGAAGACCAACAUUCUGAUUAAAUUCAGGACACGCUGCAAUGAAAACCUUUUGUCUGCAGCUUUCAAGAGCACUGAGUUGUUCAAGCAGCAAAGCGCAGACCAGAUCUCCAUGAAGUGUGCAUGGACCUAUGAGCGGUAUUCUGCUCCCUGGACAGCUGGCUUUUCCACGCUCGGUCGGCCUUUUCAAUGUGCACUGGAGCUGGUACUGCUGAAGCCUCCAGAGCAGUUUUGCACAGGGUGGUCCAGGAAUACCCAGAGGAACAUUCCUUUUCAACCGGAUGCCAAAGACUUUAAGAGCAUGCUGACAGAUCCAGUUCCCACGCAGGAUAUCCUCAGGGCAGCAGAUUUAGCUGGCAAUGCCAUGCACUUUACAACAUGUGCCAAUGCACAGCUUCUGGCACUAACCUGCUUCAGACCCUUGGAAAGGAAGUCGAAAGGGGAGAUCAAACAGGACCUGAUGUACGAAUAUGAGAACCUGGGUCGCCCUGGAAAAGGGAAAUCCGUGCAUGAUGUUAUCCGUGAGGUUGAACAGGAGCAGUCCAAGAAUCUGCAGUUCCGGGUUGAGAAGAAGCAGGGUUCCAUCAUGUGGUUACAUUGUGGCAAGGAUGCCAUAGAUGAUCACAAUCUUCAUGACCUUGAUGGAAGCCAGCUUCUACUCCAUCAUGGUGAAGACAAGAUCACAUUUGCGGAGCUACCCAAAGAUUGUCGGGAUUGGAAGUUGGCCAAAUAUCAAAAGGAGGGGAAGCACUUUGGUCAGCUCUUCCUACACAGCCCAUCCCAAGGUGCCAAACCUGUUUGGGUUUUCAAGCUGAAGUUCCUUGACCUUCCAGAUGAAAAAGAGACACGUCUCAAGGAAAAGAUGAAGCAGGAGAACGCUCAAGGAAAAGUCAGUGAGGAAAAGACAGAUGCUCAAAAGAUCAAAGAUGAAGUCAAAGCCGCCGAAGAGAAGAAAGCCUUGGAAGAAGACAAAGAAAGGAAAGCUUCUGAGGCUGAGGCUGCAGCAAAGGAGAAAGCUUUGAAAGAGGCAAAUGACGAGAAACAAAGGAAAGCAGCUGAGGCUGAGGUUGCAGCACAGAAGAAAGCCAUGGAAGACGAAGUCCGAGCACAAGUGGAACAGAAGCUGAGAGAUGAGAUCAGGCAACAGAUGGAAGAAGAGGUGAAAGCCAAAAUGCAAAAAGAAGUGGAUGCGGCAGCAGCAAUGAAUUCGAAGAAAUCUGAAGAUGAGAAUGAGGAGUUGAAGCAGACGCAGGAAAAACAGAAGGAGGAGCUUGAAAAGAAACGUGAAGAGGAGGAGCUUGAAAAGAAACGUGAAGAGGAGGAGCUUGAAAAGAAGAAACGUGAAGAGGAGGAGCUUGAAAAGAAGAAACGUGAAGAGGAGGAGUUGAUGUUGAAGCAGAGUCAGGAAAAGGAGAUGCAAGAGAUUGAACGGAAGAAACGUGAAGAGGAGGAAGAAAAGAAAAGGCAAGCUGCAAUCAUCCAGGCCAACAAAGAAAGCGCGCUGAAAAGGAAGGGUGCAGCGAAAGAGGAGCCUGAACCAAGGACUUUCUUUUCUCGGGGAAAAUUCCCAGAUGCUGGGGUCUAUCAAAAGAUCUACAGUGCUUUGAGGUCUCGUCAAAACCCUUGGGCCAAAAAACGAGUGAUUGCCCCAGUGGACUCCCCUCCAGCCACUGGCAGCCAGCCAAGUAAUGACAGUUUGGGAGAGACUGACAUUACGAUGCAGCACUCCCCACCCCAAGACUUCAGCAUCCUCGACAGCCCGGUGCCCCGAGAUCAGCAGCCAGGUCGCCCCAGUGAUGAGCAAGUUGUGGUCACAAUCCUUGAUUCACCUGAGCAUCAGAAUCCUUUUGAGACACCCCCCCGAAAGCCCAAAUUGGGGAUGUCUUCUCCGAAUGUUCCAGAUGACAGUGGCUUAUCAUCAGGUGGGAAAUCAAAUGAGCCAUCGUGUGAGUACAGCAGCGCCACAAGCUGUGAAUCAAAGCCAAAGGCACAGCAAAUCACUCUGGGAAUGAGUGGGUAUGGUCGCCGCGAUUUUGUGCCUUCAUCAUCUGAUGAUGCCAUGACCCCGGAUGAGAAGAAGGUGAAUGUGAAAAGAACCAUGAUUACUUAUGAUGAUGAUGAGCCAAAUGAGAUCUCCGAAAAGGCACUCCCACAAUGGGCGUGUGAAGCCGAAUAUCUUACAAAGCAGAAUGUUGGAGCUGGAGAUAUGGACAUAGCGUCCGAGCUGUCCCAAGCCAACAAGAAGACCAUCUUUGGCAUGAUUGCAAUGCUUCAAGACCGCUAUAAUGACCCAAGGGGCUUACCAGAUUCACCCAGUGACAUUGCGCAACUCCCUGCUGUUCAGAAUUUGCCUAUUUACGACAUUUGGCUGCACAAAUACCAAAGCCUCCUAGAGUUUCCACCGCUGAUUUGUGAAGCGAAGUACAAGAGCUGGUUCCAAGCGGUGGUUGCCCUCUAUCAAUUGGCUAUGGACUGGAGCCUGGACACGUUGCUUUUGGGUUACGCCGCAGAGCUGACGUGGGCGAAGUACUUUUACAUGACCUGUGUGCCAACGCACAACGAACUGAAAUGGCCCAGAUUGGAACCCACCGCUGGGGAUUUUACUACUUCAAUGGCACUUGCUGGCCGAGAUCUUGUGAGGGGGGAAGAUGCCCGACCGGGGAAGGUUUUCAAAGUUCCCAAAAGCCUGACCCUUCCAAAGAGCUUGGACUUUACAGUCAAGCAACUUCGCCAGGUGGAGCGCAGUGCUGGAACGUUGGCAAACCAGAGAUCGGCAGCAGCUACAGCGUGGAUCCUGUCGAACUCAACGUCUGGGUUUCAGCAUGCACCCAUGGCAUGGACAGGUUGCUUUCUACUCAAACGUCGUGUCUACUUGAACAGCUCGGGCAAAGCGUUUCUCUGCCUUGGUUUUCAAACAUAUGCCGCUGUGGGUAUUCCUUUGGAAAAGCAGGAGGUUGAUGGGAAGGAGUACCUUUUGGUGAUCCCUGAGAAGGUAUCAUCGGGCAACAUCACAUGGAUGAUGAGCAAUGAUGUUUCUUUGAACGCAACCGGAAAGUGGGACUUUCUACCUGUGACCCUUCGUACCACGAUUGAGUUACCAAAAGCCCUGAGGCAUUUUGCUUCAGCUUGGGAAGUGACUGGGCCCCCACAGUCAGCACUUCGAUCUGCAGUUCGUGUGGGGGUGUUGCUCACUAUUCAAAACCUGACUAACAUCCAAAAACAACUGAAGCAUCCACCCCCACUGAAAGGAAAAGGCAGUGGCAAAGGGGGAAACGUUGUGAAAUAUGAUCAUGCCAAAGCGUUGGUCACAUUUUUGUGGCCAGACGAGACCCUUGAGAGCCAGGAGCAAAUGAUUGACAGUAUUUGUGGACGACACCUCCCAAAAGUCAAGUGCCCGUCCGACAUCCUGUCGGCAAUUCGGGAGCUGGGGGCGGAGGGGGAGAGAGAUUUUGCAGACCUUCUCUCUGUGGCACAAAAUCAGGAGGCCAUUGAGAAAGAGAGGAAAUUGAGAUCUCCCACAGAGGUUGAGGGCUUCUUGGACUCCCGCGCAUCUACGUGGGGAGGCGCUCUCAAGAACCGCAGUGAAUUCCAGGCUCUGAAAGAAUGCGUUGUGAAUUUCAUUUGGGCUAAGCACCAGAAGUUGAAUCCCACCGAUGCAGCUCCAGUGCCCAGUGAUCAACAGCUGAGGGAUGUGAUUUCUUCGUUUACUGCCAAGACUGGUUUCAUCCACCCUGAAAGUGCUGCGGCCUCUUCAUCGUCUGCUGCCGCGGCCAAGGGCCAUGGCAAAGCCAAGCCAAAGGGUGGACGAGCUAAGGGCUCUGGUGCGGGCAAGAAAAAAUAG
Messenger RNA from Cladocopium goreaui, 4114 nucleotides. NCBI's taxonomy places the organism in Eukaryota, Dinophyceae, Suessiales, Symbiodiniaceae. The record is from the annotation of a GenBank genome assembly.